Pundamilia nyererei is the source of this 6689-nucleotide messenger RNA. RefSeq lists its product as uncharacterized. Bases 233 to 4429 code for a protein of 1398 amino acids. Gene Ontology annotation, cellular component: nucleus. NCBI's taxonomy places the organism in Eukaryota, Metazoa, Chordata, Actinopteri, Cichliformes, Cichlidae. The record is from RefSeq and is a predicted model, not a curated record. Gene Ontology annotation, biological process: regulation of gene expression. The transcript is spliced from 11 exons.
UAUUUUGAAAGUUCUGGCGGAAGUUGCUAAAGAGACUACGGAUCCACUCCAAACAAAAACGGUCGGUGCUCCGCAGCAUCCAUCCUAUUUUUCACCGGGUUUGAAAAAACCCCAAAACCCUUUCUUAGCGUGAAAACGGGCGGGCCGUCGCUCCUCUGCUGAGUCCACAGUGUUUGUUAAUGUCGAUUUAAUUCGCGGUUCGGCGGCUGGUGUCGUUUCUCGGUGGCUGAACAUGACGAGCUAUACGGGGUUUCACUCUCAGCUGACGUCCAUCAUGGAGGCGCUGACCAAAGCAGCGGUGGCGGAGAUCUGCGAGCUGGUGGACGACAGCUACGCGGUGCUGCGGCUGGAGAUCACCCGCAGUCACAAGGAGAACGAGGCGCUGCGGAGGAAACUGGAGCUCAUUGAGUCCAUCAUCGCCCGGGGUCACCGGGGCAGCGCCGCCGUGCUGGAGGAGGAGGAGGAGGGCUGCGAGAGGCUGCUGGAUUUCACCCCGGAUCAUGCCUCGCCCGCUGGAGUCAGCGCCAAACAGCCGAAGGCGUCAAACCUCAGACGAUGUGGACGUGUCGCGGUGCUGGAGGUGACAGCGGAGGCGAGUCCUGCAAACGCAGAGGACGGUUCGACAGCAGCUGCAGAGGAGACAAACGAACAGAAUGUUGUUCUGAUAAAAGAGGAAACACCAAAAGAGGAAGCUGAAUCUGACCUCGCUACAACAGAUGAGCUGCUUAUCAGUGAGGACGGGACCGAGGUGCCGACGUCAGAGACGGAGGACAGUGAGCAGGGCGCGUCUCGGUUGAGGAUCUCAAACACAACCUGCGCCGACCUUCGGCCGUGGGACCAGAAUAAUAACGCGGUCUCAGAGCAACUCGCGCAUCACAAGUCCCGCAGCACGCCCGGUUCCCCGCGGCCCGCAGGGGGCGUCGAAAGCUGCUCCUCGGACAUCGUGUUUGACUUGGCGUCCGAGUUGGAAGACCGCGUUGUGUCUGUGGCUCACAGCAGGAAGUCGUUCCUGCUUGAGUCAGGAGGAAGUCCGGCCUCGCUGCCCGGGACCUCGGAGCUGAAGCGUGGCGUCUCCCUGAUUAGUUCACUGCCCUUUGACUCAGAGCUGGAUCUGUGCUCAUCAUGGACCAAUCAGGGCCUGCCGAGCAUGGUGCCCGUCCCUCACCGGCCGUACCUGAAACCGGACCAGCGUCCCACGCUCAUGGACAAACCGUCUGACUUAAAUGCCGGCGGUUUCCCUUUGGCGCUGGCGCUUGGUGGCUCCAGGCUGGACGCUCUAGAGCUCAACCGCUACAGCAGGGACCGCCGCUUCGUCUGCAGCUACUGCGGCAAGUGCUUCACGUCCUCCCGGAGUCUGGAGACGCACGUGCGCGUCCACACCGGUGAGCGGCCGUACAGCUGCGCUCAGUGCGGGAAGCGCUUCACACAGUCGGGUCACCUGAAGACGCACCAGAGCGUGCACACCGGGGAGCGGCCGUUCGCCUGCGAGCACUGCGGGAAGAGAUUCGCCGGGAAGCAGAACCUGAGGAUCCACCAGCAGAAGCACCAUCAAGGCAAGCAGGUGGUCGCGGCCUUUUAUGUUGCAGGAACCGUUUUCUCUUUUUUCUCUUGCCGACGGUUGAAAGUCCAAACAGGUUCCGCUCGCGGCACCAUUGCGCCCACCUUGCGGCUCCGUGUGGUCCGGUUCGGGUUCGGAUUCCGUUGGUUCGUCGGGAUGUCCGGUUUAAGCAGCAAAGCUCUCCACGAGCAGCUCUCCGUCAUCAUGGCCGCGCUGACCAAAGCGGCGGUGGCGGAGAUCUGCGAGGUGGUGGAUGAAGGCUAUGCGGUGCUGCAACUGGAGAUCACCCGGAGCCACAAGGAGAACGAGGACCUGAAGAAGAAGCUACACCUCAUCGAGUCAAUCGUGGUCCGGGGGAGCAGCGGGGGAGGAGGAGGAGGAGGGGAGGCUGCGGAUGCGGAGGGACCGGAGGUCUCACCGGCGGCGGAGGCUACGCAGCAGUCGGGAACAACGCAGCAGCAGCGGGAAGGUGACGGACGAGGAGCCGCGGCUGGAGCGGUGCGGGAGGAGCUUCCAGAAGUGGUGCUGAUUAAAGAUGAGGACUCGGACAGCAACGACGUCUUUGAGGAAGGUACUAAGUUAACAGCUGAUGGGGUGGCGCCUGCAGCCAGAGAGGGCAUCACAUCGACUCCCAUCAGCCGGCGCACAAAGCGGCGCUGGCGUGAAAGCUUGGAGUCCGAGAAUAGGUCAUCGUCUGAGCAGCUGGCACAGAAAACAUCCGACCUGACAGCAGGGACGCAGAAGACCGUGUCCGUCUACACUCUGGACUCUCCCGAUCGUGAGCCGGGGGGUUCCGAGCAGCUUGACGACGAGGUCGAGAUGGAACCUGGCGAAUCUGCCGGGUCGUACUCGUCACAGAUGGACCCCGGCAUUCAUCUGGUUCAGGAGUGCUCACUGGUUCCUUCGAACGCCAACAGGCCGGUUUAUUUUAGCAGCAGCGCUCUGAUCGAGUCUCCGUCAAACCAAGCAGACCUCGAUCUGACCGUCGACCCAGGGUGGCCCAAACAGUCAAAGGGUCAAAUUACUUUUACUGCGUUUCACCAAGACGGAAACACAGAUGGCGACGCCUUUGGACUGAAGGUGCUCAGCGUCUCCGGCUCGACCCCCACAGACUGCCAGCUGUCCGAAGCCAGCAGCUCUGCCUUCGAGUACGAAGACGGCGGCGAUGUCAUGAACUUUGCCCUAUACAGGGACCAGGCAGGGCGGCCGCAGCUCUGCAACGAGCAGCCGAGCGCAGGAGGCAGAGGGAAACGUUUCGCGUGCUCCCUCUGCAACAAGACGUACGCCACGUCGCAGAACCUGGAGGUCCACAUGCGCAUCCACACGGGCGAGAGGCCGUUCAGCUGUGAGCAGUGCGGCAAGAAGUUCACCCAGUCGGCUCACCUGAAGUCGCACCUGAGCGUUCACACGGGCGAGCGGCCGUACGCGUGCAGGCUCUGCUCCCGGAGCUUCAUCGUCAAAUAUAGCCUCAAGUUGCACAUGAAGAAGUGUCACCCAAACGUCCCGAGUCCUGCCUCGAGCCCGCGGUGUGGAUUGUUCUGCUUCAGAUACACGCACGCGCUGGAUUGGACAAUGUCCCCCGCGGCCACCUUCCACGCGCAGCUCGCCUCCAUCAUGGAGGUGCUGGCCAACACGGCCGUGGCGGAGAUCUGCGAGCUCGUGGACAGCGGCUACUCGGUGUUGCAGCUGGAGAUCUCGCGGAGUCGCAAAGAAAAUGAGGUGCUGCGGAGGAAACUGCGCCUAAUGGAGCUGCGGGCCGCCCGAGCGACCGCACUGCGAGCCGCGGUUACCGCCAGCGGCAGCGCGGUGCUCCACGCGAGCGGCCGCGCACGAGCCGAACUGAAGAGGAACGCGACCGCGACAGGUGAGGUAGUCUUGUCCAGAGUGUCCAAUCAGGCGAUGCCUCAGUGCAGAGACCACAACUCACCUGCAGAGCCGAGACAGGAAACCACACAGAGUACGCAGCCUGCAGAUGCUACCACAGCUGCUGUGAUCAAAGUGGAGGACGAUGACUGCGUAUCCUGGUCCCAGUCUGAGCCGGACAAAGGUUUCUGUCAUAAUGAAGAGGGACAGGUGGAGGCAGAAGCUGCAAUCAAACAGGAAGCAGCAAACGAUGGUGGCAUCUCGUGGACGAGCGGGGAAGUCAGCUCUACCUCCACCUCUGUCCAGAACACCCAGAGGUCAGAAACCAGCAGUUACGACUGUUUGAUAUUUGAGCCACAGCUUCAGCAUGGCUCCCACACCACCCAAAAUCCUCUGGGAGCGGAGGCCGGCUGCUCAUCGGCGUCCAAUUCAGGUGGCAGCUUCACAUUCCCACACAGCAAGGUGAGUCUGUCUGCAGCAGAGCGACCUGCAGGUUUCCAGAGCAGCCAGCAGAGGGCGGUGCCUGCAGACGAGCUUCCUGUUAGGAAGGAGACGCCAGGAGAACAUCGCUCCUUCAUCCGGAGGGGCGGGUGGAGACAGGAUGCCAUCAGCAGAGCGGCAAGCCACAGAGGCGAGGAUGGCGGGGGAAAGUCGUUCGUCUGUAACUGCUGCGGGAAAAAGCUCGCCUGCCUCAAGAACCUCAAAACCCACAUGAGGGUCCACACCGGCGAGAAACCGUUCGUCUGUGCGCUCUGCGGUAAACGCUUCUCAGACUCCAGCAACCUCAAACGCCACCAGAGCGUCCACACGGGCGAGAAACGCUACGGCUGCGUCCACUGCGGCAAACGUUUUGCCCAGUCGGGAUCGCUGAAGGUCCACAUGACCGUCCACACAGACUGCAAACAGUUCAGGUGUUCGUACUGCAACAAGACAUUCAUAUCAGGCAGCCACCUGCGGCGCCACAUCACUCUCCAUGCAGGAGAGAAACGGUUCGGCGCCGUGCAGUGACAGCUGGGAGAAGUGGCAUUGCAGAUAUCUGCAGUGAGGUAGUCUCACAAACACGUGACCUACUGUAAAAAUGUGUAUCGUGUAUGUUUGAACACAAAACAGAUGUUCUUGGAUCACCUGCAAACGUUUUCACGUGUUUCAUUGGAACAUAUGGCAGCAGACAGUGUGGCCGCCGGGGAUCGGCUCGAUUUCAAGCCACUGCUUCCAGUUUUAAUCAGACUUCUGAGUCGCUCUUAGUCUGGUCUUCUUCCCAGGUGAGGAGACACCUGGACAGAUUAGGUCUUAAUAUUAAUAAUAACUUUAUAUAGCACUCUUCACCAGGUAAGAACUAUGUACAUAAAACAACACAAUCGAUCAUACAGCACAAAUCUAGUUAAAAGCCAGUCUAAAUAAAUGAGUCUUUAGCUGCUGUUUAAAAGAAUAAAUACAAUCAAGGCAACGUAAAGAUGGAGGCAAAGCGCUCCACAUCCUGGGGGCCACCGCUCUGAGAUCUGACUCCCGUGGUCUUUAAAUGUGUUGGUGGGACUACCAACAUCCUUUGAUUAGAUGAUCUCAGGCUGCGAGAGGGAGCGUGGGGUUCUAAAAGACCGGAGAUGUCGGCAGCAGCGUCACGACGUUAGAAGUCAGCACUACGAGUUUGAACUGGAAGCCAGUAUACUGAGAAUUAAACUGGUGUAAUGUGCUGUCUUUUUGUUAAGAGCCUUGCAGCAGCAGGUUGGCUGGGGACAUCCUCAGUGUCCCCCCAGAAGAGCUGGAGGCAUCUGGUUCUCUGUCUAAACUUUGACCUUUGACCCAGGUAACAGAAGGAAGGCAAGAAAGGGCUUUGUGUCCAUCAGGUAUUUGUCUUGGGCGUCAAGGUUGUCAUGUUUAAUUAAAACUCAGCUUCAGUUAACUGUGUCCAUGCUUACUAACCUAAAACCAAAAUGUAAUCGUACUUUCAGUAGUUUCAGUCUUUGUAAAGUUGCUGAACCCAAAUAAAGCCCGAGGAGCUGUUGCACUUUGCCAGUAAAAACAAAGCAAAUCCACAAAAUCCAAAGCUAACAGCUCUGUUUGGAUAAAGAGGAUGGAUACUGAAGUGUGGUCACAUCUGCAGAGAAAGAACUGCUCAAAAGAUCCUGAACUGAACUCUAUGGAAAAAGGUAACAGCCAAUGAAACUUCCAUGAGGGGAAAAAGACUUGAAGUGUAGGGGCAACGUUUUUAGUGGAUGGUGGUGUUUGAUUUAAACUCAAAACUGUUUUAACAAGUGAAUCCAAAGUGGGCGCCACAGCCUCCUGCCUGGGAUGGGAACUCGUUUAAACUAAAUAAAUACAGUUUUGAAGCAAUUGUAUCUUAAAAUUUCCAUUAAACAUUUACAUUGAAGAAAACAUCCAUCCCACUGUCUCAUUUGAAGUUGGGUCAAAGUGGUAGCAAGCUCAGGAGGGCACCUGAGACUUUCCUAGACUUCUGUUUCUCCAGCAAUGGUUUCCAGCUCUUCCUGAGACGCUCCCAGGAUAAAUAUCAAGUGCAUUUCUGAUUUCCUCUGGAUCUAUCGUCACCCAUAUGGGAUUGGAAAUCCUCCAAGGGGAGGUGCCGAGGAGGCAUGCCGAUUGUGUCCUGAACCUCCUCAGAUGUAGGAACAGUAGAUCUAGGUGGAGCUCCUCACCUCCAUCUCUAAACUGCCGCCCAUGUGGGCCGAUGUGACGACCAGAGGUCGCCGACUGUUGAGUGAAGUUUAGAUACAACAGGCCAAGUAAACAAUAGUCUUUCCCUGAACUUGUAUGUGAGCGAUUAAAGAGACUACAGAUCCUGAGAGCAGCUCCAACACCUGAGCUUUCUGUGCGGCUUCCCCCAACAAUCCAAAGACGUUCAGUUAUUGGGGGAAUCUAAAGAGCCCAUAGCUGUGAAUGUCAAUGGUUCUCGGUGUCUCUGUGUUAGCUACGUGUCAGGUUGGUGAGCUUUCUGUGGCAGCUGGGAUAGGCUCCACCCUCUGAUAAGAAUAAGUGGAAGAGAACCUCUACUUCCUGUUUCAAAUUUCACUGGUCAUGGUGUCACCGGGCAGGGACCGAAAAUAAUCCUUCACAAGUCUUGUGGUUUUUCAGUAGCAGGUGUUUUAUACAACGUUCAUGUGUGAAACUAGCCUGCGGUUGUGUGAAGGUAACAAAUGUUUAUGACUGUACAUCGAGUUUCAUUGUGACUGACGUGUAACUGAAGAAACGUGAACGAACUUCCUUUUUCUUUUUUAUCAUUUUUAAUAAAAGCAGCUGCUAAAAUCAGAGCGCU